Messenger RNA from Penaeus monodon (black tiger shrimp), 543 nucleotides. Its product is annotated as metallothionein-1-like. NCBI's taxonomy places the organism in Eukaryota, Metazoa, Arthropoda, Malacostraca, Decapoda, Penaeidae. The transcript has 3 exons. Gene Ontology annotation, molecular function: metal ion binding. The record is from RefSeq and is a predicted model, not a curated record. The coding region runs from base 127 to 303 and encodes 58 amino acids.
CACGGCACGCAGCUGGCUGUCUUACGUCAAUAUAAACAUUGUACACGUGGUGUCUGACGUAGAAGGUUAGCAAGUAGUACAUCAACUUCGUGUGAUCGUGCUCAAUUCCACUGAAUUUCACUCAAGAUGCCUGGUCCCUGCUGCAUUGAUAAAUGCGAGUGCGCCGAGGGAGGCUGCAAGAAAGGUUGCUUGUGCAAGAGCUGUCGCUGCGAACCCUGUGAAAAGUGCACAACGGGGUGUUCUUGUCCCUCGAAGGAGGACUGUGCCAAGACUUGCCCCAAGCCAUGCAAGUGUUGUCCAUAGGCAGCCAUGAGGCGCUUAGCCUGCAUGACAGUCUCUCCCGUGCGGCGGAGUGAGCAGGAGGAGAGGGAGAAGACUAUGAAGAUUGGGACCAGUCGUGUAAUUUGCUAUAGGUUGUGAGAACCUCUACCUUCUCUAGGUCUAUAUUGCUUGACCGUAAAUUAUUCCUGUUAAUGAUCUAUUUUUUUCUAAUAUGUCAAAUAGACCCCCCUUUUAUUUUUAUUAAAUAAAUAAAAAUCAAAU